AUGGUGAACUUUGCCUUCAUGCCAGUUUUACUCUGCAUCUUCAGUUGGAUCUCAUCCUCUCUCACACAGUUUUACACUGUGGAGGUUCAGCCUGGUGAAGAUGUCACACUGCGCUGCUCCAACCUUAGCAGUAUGGUCUCUCACGUACACUGGUUCAAAAUGACCAGCAGUCCCAGCGUCAGCUGCAUCUCCUCUAUGAUAAGCCCAGUAAGGAAUUUUUCUUUCUGUGAUGAUGGAUUUCAAAAUGGCAAAUUUAGAAUGACAUCCAACACCUCUGUGGUAUAUCUCAAAAUCAAACAAGUGGAUCUAUCAGACUCUGGACUGUAUUUCUGUGGAGAGAAACUCAAUAACAAGUCAGUAAUUUCAAGUGGAACACAUUUGAAGGUUUUAGAAGCAUCUGAUGCAUUAACAAAUCUGGCGAGUGUGAUCCUCGGGGGUUUAACUGUUUUCCUUCUACUGGUCAUCAUGAGUCUGGCUGUCAAAAUCAGGAGAUUUCAUACAGCUCAAGAUGAGAGGCAGAAUCCACAACACAAUGAGAAUGUGGAAUCUGAUGCCAUGAACUAUGCAGCUCUGAGUUUUCAUCCAAAAGAAAAUUUCCGGAGGGCUGCACCACACAAAGAGUCACAUGUGACAUAUGCUGCAACAAGAUAG
Molecule: messenger RNA, 651 nt
Organism: Archocentrus centrarchus (flier cichlid)
Lineage: Eukaryota; Metazoa; Chordata; Actinopteri; Cichliformes; Cichlidae
Exons: 5
Coding region: 1-651 (216 amino acids)
Biological process (GO): response to bacterium
Source: RefSeq, a predicted model, not a curated record